This is a messenger RNA of Sinocyclocheilus rhinocerous, 3340 nucleotides long. RefSeq names its product neuronal acetylcholine receptor subunit beta-2-like. The record is from RefSeq and is a predicted model, not a curated record. Gene Ontology annotation, biological process: monoatomic ion transmembrane transport. Gene Ontology annotation, molecular function: transmembrane signaling receptor activity; acetylcholine-gated monoatomic cation-selective channel activity. Gene Ontology annotation, cellular component: postsynaptic membrane. Bases 270 to 1892 code for a protein of 540 amino acids. The transcript has 6 exons. NCBI's taxonomy places the organism in Eukaryota, Metazoa, Chordata, Actinopteri, Cypriniformes, Cyprinidae.
UCCUCUCGCGCACCGCGACUAGUCCUUCGUCUACCUGGCUGCUCAUAAAACCGUUCCCACUCCAUCGCUGGGGAAAACCACGCGUUCAGCGACCUACAGCCGCUGACGUAACGAUGCCAGGUACCGAAUAACGUCGAGAAGAAAGAAAAUAUAUUUAACCCUCGAGCGCGUGUCCACCUCGACAAAGUCACGCUCCGAUACGCACGACCACACGCGCGCACGGGAGAGAGCAGUUCACGCGCGGCAGAUGCUUCCCAGUCCUCGCUGAGAUGAUGGCUCUGUGGACGCUCUUCUGCAUCCUCGCCAUUGUGAAAAGCAGUGAUGGGGCAGAUACAGAAGAGAGACUGGUGGAGCAUCUUCUAAAUCCAGCCCACUACAACAAACUGAUCCGACCAGCGACUAAUGGCUCAGAACUGGUGACAGUGCAGCUGAUGGUCUCGCUGGCUCAGCUCAUCAGUGUGCAUGAGAGAGAACAGAUCAUGACCACCAAUGUCUGGCUUACACAGGAGUGGCAGGACUACCGGCUAACAUGGAACCCAGAUGAGUUUGAUGGCAUGAAGAAGGUCCGUCUUCCCUCCAAACAUAUUUGGUUACCUGAUGUUGUUCUUUACAACAAUGCUGACGGCAUGUAUGAGGUGUCUUUCUACUCAAAUGCUGUCAUCUCCUACGAUGGAAGUGUCUUCUGGCUGCCACCAGCGAUCUAUAAGAGUGCCUGUAAAAUUGAGGUGAAGCACUUUCCCUUCGACCAGCAGAACUGCACAUUAAGCUUCCGCUCGUGGACCUACGACCGCACAGAAGUGGACCUGGUUCUGCGUGCGGACGUGGCUAGCAUGGACGAUUUCACACCCAGUGGCGAGUGGGACAUCAUCGCUCUGCCCGGCCGGCGCAACGAGAACCCCUCGGACCCAACCUACGUAGAUAUCACCUAUGACUUCCUCAUCCGGCGCAAACCCCUCUUUUACACCAUCAACCUCAUCAUUCCUUGCGUCCUCAUCACCUCGCUGGCCAUCUUGGUCUUCUACCUUCCGUCAGACUGCGGGGAGAAGAUGACGCUCUGUAUCUCAGUGCUACUGGCCCUCACUGUGUUCCUGCUGCUGAUCUCCAAAAUUGUGCCGCCCACGUCUCUCGACGUCCCUCUGGUCGGGAAGUAUCUGAUGUUCACCAUGGUGCUGGUCACGUUCUCCAUUGUGACAAGUGUGUGCGUGCUGAACGUGCAUCACCGGUCACCCACCACACACACCAUGCCUCCAUGGGUGAAGCUAGUGUUCCUCAACAAGUUACCUGCUUUGCUUUUCAUGCGGCAGCCGUGCAACAGCAGCGAGCGUCAGCGUUUGCGCCAACGCCGGCGUGCCAACGAACAGCAGGAAGGUGGGCGAGCGGGUCUGGCUGCUGGGCUCAUGGCGGGUUUGGGCCUGGGCGGCUCUUCGUCGGGGAGCAAAGAGAACAAUGAGGCGUGCACAUGCUAUGUGAACCAGACCUCAGUUAAACAGUUUGGGGCAGAGUUGCGUGGCGGAGGGGGGUCGACAGAUGGACUAAACGGGAUAAGGGAAAGUGGGAGAGAGGCCAGGGAAGGAGGUUCAAAUCCAUUGCAAAGCUCUGCUCUACCUCAGGGAAAGCAGCAGCCCCCUACAGUCCUCACCCAGGCUCUGCUGGCCCAGGCCUGCCCAGGGUUCGAGGAGGCUGUAGACGGAGUCCGCUUCAUCGCAAACCACAUGAAGAGCGAGGACGACGACCGUAGUGUGAGUGAGGACUGGAAGUAUGUGGCCAUGGUGAUCGAUCGUCUAUUUCUCUGGAUCUUUGUGUUUGUGUGUGUCUUUGGCACAAUCGGAAUGUUCCUUCAGCCUCUGUUCCAAAACUACACAGUCAAAACUAUCACCAACACACCCGGCUGACUAACCACCAUCCACCGCCACACCAAUGGACACCCACCAUCAGUUGCGACGGGAGGGCGAAGGGAGGAGGGGGGGUCUGCCGAAGGAGAGGGCAAAUGUCACUCUGGACUAACGUUAGGUUUAUACGAACCUUUUUUGGAAUAUCACACAGAGUGGGGAUUUAGUCCAGGAUUCUCGUUCAGGCCUCUCGUCCAGUCCACCUUCCCGUCCUUUUAGCCAAUCGGAGACAAAGGAGACACCUGUUUACUUUGCUCAGCAGCCAAUCAGCACUCUUCUCUGCAAAUGGAAAGCCAUCCACCGCCCACAAGCUCCAAAACGAGCAGUCUGCUUCCUCAAGAGUCACAUGACUUCUGUUUGUUACCUGUACAUGUAAGAUAGUCAGACAAGGAUGAAUUUAAAUGUCAGUUUUAACAUUGUUUCUAUCUGAUUUUCAUCUGUCUUAUUUAUUUCUUAUGGACUAGAAGCCUGUCAUGAUCCAUGUACUGCAACAACAUUCUCUUUUCUGUGCGAACACACGAGUGUCUGGUCCUUCAGAAUGGGCUUUGAUGCAGUAUUGUAUUAUUAUUGAUAUAAUAAAUGUGUGAAUUGUAUUACUACAACACACAACAUGAAGAGGGAGGAUGCCUGGUGAGAUAUGAAACACAGUGACAGUGACUGUUUAUAAAGACUGAAGGAAUGGUGGUAAAGUCAGUUGAAUUUGCCAAAAGGGGGGCCCGCUGUGAUCUAGGACAGGGUUCCCAGUUCCCACCCAUAAAAAUCUCGUCCCGAGCCAUGUGAUUUUUCAGUACAACACUGAACAGAUGAGCUCUGAGCUGAAUGAGCCCGUUUAGCCCCUAAAUUCUUUACAGAGGUCUGCAGUGGUCAGGCAGACUGGCUAAAACAUAGAUAGACGAGUCUUAAAAAACCUGAGAGUUCAAAAUUAAGAGACUGAGAGGCCAAACUGACAUGAAAAGUCAUGAUGAAAUUCUGAGCAGUACUGCGCUAUUUAUUAGGCCUCCUGUACUUGCUUGCAUUUCAUCUCCUUUCUGUCUGUCUUCUAUCCUUCUUGUCUAUCUCCCCUGUUCCCAUCAAUCCUCGCACACCACAUUACUGCCUCCUCAGAAACACAUAAUAGCUUCUCAUGAAAAUAUAAACCAUUGGUUAUGACCAUUCUCAUAUUCAAAAGCACAUUUAGUCAGUGACUCAUUGACUUCCUUGAUUUUAAGUCAUUAUUUACUGGAUAUAAAUGUCAGUGAACCUGUGUUUGCAAAUCAGCAGAUCUAAGGAUAAUUUGAACACUUGUCAUUCCCAGAGUCUGUGCUUCUUGUUUGUUUAUUAAGUUUUUUGGCAAAUUUGGAUAUUAUUUAUUUGUAGAAUUACAGUACUUCCAGCUCUAUUUAACACAUUUGAUUUAAAUAUUUAAACUACCAUUUAAAAGUUUGGGAUCUGUAAAGUUUUAGAAGCCUCAU